AAAGGCAAAAAAGCAUCAUUGCAUAAAUUCCUUGGUAUAUUUCACUCUUUCCCUCUGCUACGCCAGAGGGGAGGGAGAGAGAUGAAGGCUGCAAGCCCUAGCGAGGAUGGCGAUAAUGGAGAGAAGUUCACGGAUGGAGACGAUGAACGCGAAGAGCAUUCUGGAGCUGAAGCUGAAGCUUCGAAGCUGAAUAACUCAAGUGCUCGGUACUUCAGUCGUAACGCUUCCUCCAAGUAUGAUUUCGUCAAGGUGAAAGUGUGGUUGGGUGAGAAUGCCAAUCAUUACUAUGUUCUUUCGAGGUUUUUGCUCAGCAGAAUGUUAACUGUCACUAAGAUACCGAAUCAUGUGGCAAUUAAAAUUGCUCUUGAACUUAAAAAGCUUCUUGUGGAUAACAGCCUUCUUGAUGUGUCACAGUCAGAUUUGGAAGCAAACUUGUUCAAGCUUAUGGAGCGUCGAGGUUAUGGGGAAGAGUAUAUAAACCGCUACAAGAUGAUGACAAGAUUUCACCAUCAAAGAGUGCCUCUUGUUAUUCUGGUAUGUGGUACUGCAUGUGUUGGAAAGUCCACCAUUUCUUCCCUGCUUGCACAAAGGCUUAACUUGCCAAAUGUCUUGAAGACAGAAAUGGUGUAUGAAUUACUGCGGACAUCAACAGAUGCACCUUUGUCAUCUACUCCUGUAUGGGCACGAGAUUUCAACUCCUCUGAUGAACUAAUAACUGAAUUUUGCCGAGAAUGCAGAGUAGUUAGGAAAGGUUUGGCUGGUGAUUUAAACAAAGCAAUGAAAGAUGGAAAACCAAUAAUAAUUGAGGGAAUGCAUUUAGAUCCCAGUAUAUACCUGAUGGAUGAAGAGAACAAAUCACCGUCAGCUGCACCAUCAACUGAGGGGGGAGGGUCAAAGUCUGAUACAGUGGUUGACAAAAAUGAAAUUCAAAACCAUAGUAAUUCCUCUGCUGAAAUUGAUAGUUUGAGCAAUGACAAAGAUUGUGACUCUGAGAAUGUGAGUUUAGGAAAAAAGGAUUUUGCUGAUGAGUUAAAUAAGGCAACAGGUGCUCUGGAAUCUUUAUUAAAUGAAACUAAAGAUAAAGCAGUUAAGUAUUCAACAGCUGAUGAAAAGCCUGCUCUUAGAAGAGCAAAAUCUGGUGCUGAGCCAAUUAUUGUCCAUAUAGUUCUAAAGAUGGCUGAAUUUGAUCACGAGGCAAUGCUCGAGGAGUGGAUAUCAACUCGUACAAAUGGAGACAAAUAUCCAGUCCAGGACAAAGAUAAGCUAAGGAGCAACUUAAAAAUCAUUCAGGAUUACCUUUGUUCAUUUGAGUCACAGGGUUUGACAGUUGUUAACACAUCAGCUGCUGCAUUUCCCCAAGCACUGGAUUGGCUGCAUAAUUAUCUUUUGCAGCGCAUAGAAGAAGGGAUAUCAUCUGUUCCCAAUGGAAAUAGCGGGCAGGCUGCUUCAGACUAGAUUGCUUUGGACUGCACCUGUGAUCAUCGGAAGGUAUUUCCUCAAAGAUGUAUAACCAUAGUAUAUGAACUCCAAGGCUAUUAUUGGCUUUUUUGCAAGUGCUUGCAUUUUAUACCAUCUCAUAUGGAAGUGCCCGUUUGUAUAUACUUAGCAGUAUCGGAAAGAUAUGAAGAGAUUUUUGUACGAAAUCAGUAGGUUGCUGCUGGAUGUUCUUCGCAAGAUUGUAAUUUUGAAGUAUAUUGGUUGUGUAAUAUGCUGUCAUAGGAGUAGGGACAUCACCUCACCCAGAGAAUUUUUAAGCUAGAGUGCUAGACAACAUGUUAUCACUGGUUGACUCUGGGAUAUCUUCCUUCAUAUUCAACAUGCUUCAUAAAGGUUUUUUUUUUU
Ipomoea nil (Japanese morning glory) is the source of this 1842-nucleotide messenger RNA. RefSeq lists its product as uncharacterized. Bases 82 to 1455 code for a protein of 457 amino acids. Lineage: Eukaryota; Viridiplantae; Streptophyta; Magnoliopsida; Solanales; Convolvulaceae. The transcript is spliced from 15 exons. The record is from RefSeq and is a predicted model, not a curated record.